CGUCAACAGUCUCCGCGGGACACCUAGCUCAUUUAUCACUCAUCAUUUAUGUUUUUCUCGCGUCUUUCACGAUCUUAUGUCUUACCUGAGCCAUCAAUCGCCCGGUCAUUCGGUAUAGCUUGUAGAGACAGACAUCCGGCAACGCGUCAAACCUUGAAAAGACAGCACCGAGAGCUUUUCAUUGCGGAGCAAGACGUAGGUUAUAUAGGAAUCGACCAUGAGUAUGGAAGAACCCUCGUUUCAGAGUUUCAGCACCUCAGAGUCCGCGACGCUGAGUCCGGAGUCGACUACACUGAGUCCAGCAUCUGCCAGGUCACCCUCACCGCCUCCACAGGCACUCAAUGCUACGAAGAAUCGAGCACGUGAUAUAACAGAGCCUUUUGAGGAGAGUGAAGAAGACUUUCCCAGCCCCAAACGCUUCCACUCACCGGAAGGUUUUCCCUCGUGGAUUAUGAAAGAUGUUUCCAACGACAGAGUAGAUCAUGCCAAUUGCGAGGUGACGGCAGUUGAGUACGAGACGGCUCCAAUCGAAGGGCGGGUGACUGUGAUGGAUGGCGGGAUGCCGUAUUUCCCUGUCCAGGACGAGGGACAAGCAUCGGGGGAAUUCGAGGCAACCGACAUUGGGAGGUGGCUGCAUCGAGAUGAAGACGCGAAAGGGGCUUGGGGAAACGAAGACACGAAGGAACUUUUGACUCCUGAGAAUCUUGAAAGCGAACCACCCGAGGCAAUUCCUUGCUGGGAUCCCUUCGAGCGUGAAAUCAGGGAGUUCAGGGAGGUAUGCGAACUGUCUACUUGGGAGCAAGAUGGGGUUCCAAGCGAAGAAGAAUUGAGAGAUUUGAUGAGUAUGGAUCCCAUCGUUCUAAAUUAUCCCGAUGCAGACCAAGAGGAAGCAUGGAAUAUUCACCUGUUACCAACUGUUGAGGAAAUUUGGGAGGCCGAGGACUUAGCAAAUGAGGAGAUCAGGGAAGAAGGCGAAAGAUUAGUCCGCGAGCAAGACACCGUUCCGAGCGAAGAGGAGAGAAGGGCAUUGAUGGAUGAAAUGGUUCCAGAAUAUCCUGAUAUGGACCAGGAGGAAGCUUUCUAUGAAUACCACACCGAUCCGGGGGACAAAUCGUGGAUCGAGUAUAGAUACACGAGAGGGGCGAUGAGGAAAUACGGGCAUGCCGCACGCAGGGCGCUUGUCGAGUUGGAUCAAGCUGAGAACGAGGUACUUGAAGAGGAAUGGACGGUUGCCUGACUGGUGGACAUCUUAAGGCCGUGGUCUUUCGCAUACCCAAAUAUCACUGCUUCGGUAUCACUUUUGGUUGCGAUCCGGAGUUCCAGCAUCACAGCCAUUCCAUCGAGAGACUUCGAGUUCUUGGCCCAUAUUCAGGUACAUCAAGUUUGAACGCCUUAUUCGAUUGUACCUUGUG
Mytilinidion resinicola is the source of this 1412-nucleotide messenger RNA. RefSeq lists its product as uncharacterized. The coding region runs from base 218 to 1237 and encodes 339 amino acids. The transcript has a single exon. The record is from RefSeq and is a predicted model, not a curated record. NCBI's taxonomy places the organism in Eukaryota, Fungi, Ascomycota, Dothideomycetes, Mytilinidiales, Mytilinidiaceae.